Messenger RNA from Synchiropus splendidus (mandarinfish), 1399 nucleotides. RefSeq names its product fibroblast growth factor 8a (gene fgf8a). Gene Ontology annotation, cellular component: cytoplasm. NCBI's taxonomy places the organism in Eukaryota, Metazoa, Chordata, Actinopteri, Syngnathiformes, Callionymidae. Gene Ontology annotation, biological process: neuron differentiation; heart morphogenesis; positive regulation of cell population proliferation. The record is from RefSeq and is a predicted model, not a curated record. The coding region runs from base 257 to 889 and encodes 210 amino acids. The transcript is spliced from 5 exons. Gene Ontology annotation, molecular function: type 1 fibroblast growth factor receptor binding; type 2 fibroblast growth factor receptor binding; growth factor activity.
GUCAGGGUGAGAGGCUUGACAGCGGUGUGUGUGUGAGAGUGUGUGUGAUGAGCGCAGAGCAGCAGCAGCAGCACAUCGACACACACACACACACGCACACCUGGGGGACACACGGAUUAAAACUCUGGAGGAUUUUUUCUCUGUCACUACUAACUUGCGCGAGUGACGAAGAGGCGGCGGUCCGGACCGGAGUCCACCUCACUUGACUCCCGGACCCCACCAUCUCACAGGAGCAGCGCAUCCACCCGCAUCCACCAUGAGAUCCAUCCCAACCAGCUAUCUGCUCCUCCACCUGUGCGCGUUCUGCUACUACGCUCAGGUAACCAAUCAGUCCCCGCCUAAUUUCACGCAGCAUGUAAGCCAGCAGAGCAAAGUGACGGACCGUGUGAGUCGCAGGCUGAUCCGGAUCUACCAGCUCUACAGCCGAACCAGCGGCAAGCACGUCCAGGUUCUGCCCAGCAAGAAGAUCAACGCCAUGGCCGACGACGGCGACGUGCACGCUAAACUCAUCGUAGAAACCGACACGUUCGGAAGUCGCGUGCGCAUCAAGGGAGCAGAGACGGGCCUCUACAUCUGCAUGAACAAGAGGGGGAAGCUCAUUGGCAAGAAAAAUGGACAAGGUCGCGACUGUAUCUUCACGGAGAUUGUGCUGGAGAACAACUACACAGCCCUGAGGAACGCCCGCUAUGAGAGCUGGUAUAUGGCCUUCACCCGCCGCGGGCGACCCAGGAAGGGCUCCAGGACACGGCAGCACCAGCGUGAAGUCCACUUCAUGAAGAGGCUGCCUAAAGGCCAGCAGCCGGCCCACCCCAGCCACCAUCGGCCCUUCGACUUCAUCCACUACCCGUUCAGCCAAAGGACUAAACGUACGCACUCGUCGGAAGACUGAGGGGGCACAAGGACUGAGAAAAGAGACGCCCCUCUUCUGCAUCCAGGACAGUUUUGUACGGAGUCUGCUGUAGCUCCAUGUGUAGUUGAUUUCUAUUUUCUUAAAGAUGUAAAUAGACCAGAACACCAGAAAUCUAUUUUUGUAUUCAAGAGUGUAGUACUGAUCCGUGUGGCAAGAAUCUAGAGGCACGUGACUCAUUGGACAGUUAGUUGAGUGAACCACCACCGUUUUGAUGUGAAUUUAUCAGUCAUCUCUGGACUCCGGCCUGCCAACCGACUGCACUGUAUUAGACACACUGGCCCGUCGGGCUGAAGAGGCCAGGGGCUUGGUCAGACUCAGCAGAGUCGGGCCCCUCACUGUCGCCGCUCCAGGACCUCACAGCUGUCGACGUCAGACGAAACUUUGUGGCAGCUAAUCCCAGUCUGCUGAGCGCACGUCAACUUCUUGUUGCCCUUUUUAUGUCUGUUUUUAAACAUAUAAAUAUAUUUUUAUUCGAGGAUGUAAAAUAUU